This is a messenger RNA of Cylicocyclus nassatus, 669 nucleotides long. The record is from the annotation of a GenBank genome assembly. Lineage: Eukaryota; Metazoa; Nematoda; Chromadorea; Rhabditida; Strongylidae.
AUGAUUGCUAAUACUUCUCGGCAAGAUGACUCCCACUUUGUGGAAAAUUCUUUCACCUCGUCCCUCAACAUACAAACCAAUCCCCUUGAAGGCAAGCAUUCAGGAACACCUACUGUUGACUCUGUUACUAUGUUUCCGGAGGAUUCUGCAACUCAGGCAUCACUUGAAAUGGAAGUGGGUUCUUCCGUCACAAUGCCAGCGUCUUACAGUAUUUUAAAAGCUAAAGUCCGCAGAGGCAAUAUUGGAAAGAUCAUGAGCUCGGAUACGUUUGAAACUAAAGCAAAUGUGGCGGAAGACAUGUUAACUGUUCAAUCACCCCGGACAUCAGAAGGGUCUUCUACAGCCGCCUUAUCUACCAGCAAUGGGCUACGUACUCCUCUAAAAAGAGGCGUUAUGAAGCAUUUACAGGAAAUAGUCAUUUCUGAGCAGCAAAUUCGUCCAACUGCUCAAGGAUGUGCUUGCGUUUCAGAGGCAGACGCUGUUACUAGUGCUCAAGGCAUACGGAAGAGAAGCAGAGGAGCAUCAGCCCAAGUUGCGCGAAGACUUUUCGAAACCGAAUUACAAAGAAACGAACGUCUUAAAGCAAACGAAGCAAGACGAAGGCGGCGAACAGCAUUCGAAGCCGAACAGGAAAGGAUGUUUCAGGUAUCUAUCAACAAAAUGCUUUAA